Molecule: messenger RNA, 1683 nt
Organism: Pristis pectinata (smalltooth sawfish)
Lineage: Eukaryota; Metazoa; Chordata; Chondrichthyes; Rhinopristiformes; Pristidae
Product: tubulin beta-3 chain
Exons: 4
Coding region: 22-1374 (450 amino acids)
Biological process (GO): mitotic cell cycle; microtubule cytoskeleton organization; axon guidance
Cellular component (GO): cytoplasm; microtubule
Molecular function (GO): structural constituent of cytoskeleton; GTP binding; GTPase activity
Source: RefSeq, a predicted model, not a curated record
UAAGAGGCAAGCAGCGCGAGAAUGAGAGAAAUCGUCCACAUUCAGGCUGGCCAAUGUGGCAACCAGAUCGGUGCCAAGUUUUGGGAGGUCAUCAGUGAUGAGCAUGGGAUUGACCCCAGUGGAAAUUAUGUGGGUGACUCAGACCUGCAGCUGGAGAGGAUUAGUGUCUACUACAAUGAAGCUUCUUCUCUUAAAUAUGUACCCAGAGCCAUCCUAGUGGAUUUGGAACCAGGCACAAUGGACAGUGUUCGAUCAGGGCCUUUUGGACAUCUCUUCAGACCAGACAAUUUUAUCUUUGGGCAAAGUGGAGCUGGAAACAACUGGGCAAAGGGUCAUUACACAGAAGGUGCAGAGCUUGUAGACUCUGUCCUUGAUGUGGUGAGAAAAGAAUGUGAAAAUUGUGACUGUUUGCAAGGUUUUCAGCUUACUCACUCUCUGGGUGGAGGUACAGGAUCUGGCAUGGGAACACUGCUCAUUAGCAAAGUACGAGAGGAAUAUCCUGACCGAAUCAUGAAUACUUUCAGUGUUGUUCCUUCUCCAAAAGUCUCUGACACAGUGGUAGAACCAUACAAUGCCACCCUCUCCAUCCACCAACUUGUGGAAAACACAGAUGAAACCUACUGCAUAGAUAAUGAAGCGCUCUAUGACAUCUGCUUCCGGACCCUCAAACUUGCAACACCCACUUAUGGAGACCUCAAUCAUUUGGUAUCAGCUACCAUGAGUGGGGUCACCACUUCCCUGAGAUUUCCAGGACAGCUCAAUGCCGAUCUUAGAAAGCUUGCAGUGAACAUGGUACCUUUCCCUCGUCUCCACUUCUUUAUGCCAGGAUUUGCUCCUCUUACUGCCCGAGGAAGCCAACAAUACAGGGCAUUAACUGUCCCAGAACUCACUCAGCAGAUGUUUGAUGCCAAAAAUAUGAUGGCUGCUUGUGAUCCCCGUCAUGGUAGGUACCUUACAGUGGCCACAGUCUUCAGGGGCAAGAUGUCCAUGAAGGAAGUUGAUGAGCAGAUGUUAGCUAUCCAGAGCAAGAACAGCAGCUACUUUGUGGAAUGGAUUCCCAACAAUGUUAAGGUUGCUGUCUGUGAUAUUCCACCUCGUGGACUCAAGAUGUCCUCCACUUUCAUUGGAAACAGUACUGCUAUCCAGGAGCUUUUCAAGCGAAUCUCAGAGCAGUUCACAGCUAUGUUCCGCAGGAAGGCAUUCUUGCACUGGUACACUGGUGAAGGUAUGGAUGAGAUGGAGUUUACUGAAGCAGAGAGUAAUAUGAAUGACCUAGUUUCUGAAUACCAACAGUACCAAGAUGCUACAGCUGAUGAAGAAGGGGAGAUGUAUGAGGAUGAUGAAGAAGAAUCUGAAGCACAUGGUCCAAAAUGAAAUGUGAAUCAUUCAUUGUCCAGGAGAGGAUUUGAAAACAGUUUACCCUAGAUCUUCACAUCAGGCUUUUACUUGUCUUUAUUACGAGUUAGCUCAGUUAUAGAUUACUUGCUUCUGGCUAGCCUUAUCCUGUUAUCCUCUUUACACUCAGUAUUGGUCAACAACCAACUCUGUAUAAGUUCUGGAUAUUUAAAACUCCAACUUUAUUUUAAUAACAUGAAUUCCUGAUUUUAUUUUUUACUGUUUUGCCAGUUUAUUUUUUUGAAUAUUUAAUAAAUUAUUGCUGUGAAACAUUUUCUGAUGUUGUGU